GUUAAUAGUCAAAAGUAGUCUAGAUUUAUUAAGUUUGAAUAUUAAUGAUGAUUGGAGACAAGAAACGAAUUUCAAUGUUAGAGCAUGAACAGGACGAUGGAUACGCAGACGUUGACGAAAAGGAACUUCGAAAAAAGUUGAGAAAUCGCGAAUCUGCCCAGAGAGCUAGGGAUCGACAAAAAGCUAGAAUGCAAUGGCUUGAGCAUGAAGUGUCAAUGUUACAAGUUAGAAAUUUAACAUUGACUCGCGAGAACAAUUUGCUCAGAAACCUGCUGGCUAUAGGAGCGCAGAAAAAGGAACCCUGCGAUGUAGUGACGUCAUGUAACGAUGCCGUGGCGUCAUGUAACGACGGCGUGACGUCUGAGGCCGAGGAUGACAGGUUAACGAACGAAACUCGAACUUCACCUAAGCGAUCACACGAAGAGCCGGAAGCAAUGUCAAAACGAAGUCGGUACGAAGUUUCGGAGAAGCAGGAUCAUCUUGACUUGAACGGCAGAAGGUCACUCUCGGAUUCAGAGGUCGAGAAGCCGAACUUUGACGGGUCAGCAUUGCUUACAAAAACCUCGGCCAUGCUAGGACAAAUUAUUAAUCCCCUGUUAUGUGGUCGCCAUUCAUCAUUCGAUAUUUUCAACCCGAGAUUACAAUUCAAUCAACCCGAUGAUUCUACUACAGGGGUGGAUGAAGAAACCAACCCGCCAGCUCUUAUAUAUCCUUACCUACUUCCCACUUUCCCUCUAAGAUCAUGGCCGGUAAAACAAUAACAUUGUAUAUAGUAAUGUGGGGUAAAAUGGGAUACUUUUAGCACAUAAUAUCCUAUAUUUCCUGAGCAUGUUAUCAACAGUUAACAAUGCUGUAUACGGGUAUAUCGUUUUUUAGGUGUUCUUUGUUAUUACCGAUUGGGAAGAUAACGUUGAAUGAACAUAAACCAUCUUACCCCAACCUACAAAAGUGAGGCAUCACAUUGUGAAGGUUUAUUUGUGUAAAGUAUGAACUUCCACAAACAGACAUUGAUAUCCGCAGUCAAUUAGUCAGUAAAUGGGUUUAAUCGUCAUGGUAUAACUCAACACUUUGCACAUUUACCGAAACAUCGUUUUCAUUUUAAUUUCUUGCUUAAGUUGUUUGUCUGCAUCGCACUGACGCACGAAUCGGUAGGUGCACAAACAAUCAACCUAAAUCAGAGGCGAUUUACGUCAACGGUUUGGGAGAAAUUCGCAUUGAUGGUAUGAACGUGACCUCCGUUUACAACCUGCAGUGUUGUGUUUUAAUAUGCGCUGCAUAUUUUUUGCUUUUGUACAUUUUGUAUUCUUACAGUUGAUUAUUAAUUAUGAGGGUAUCAUAUACUGCCGCCUUACCUCUGUGAAUUUGUGCCAAUAACAUGUUGUUUUGUUACUUU
This is a messenger RNA of Ciona intestinalis (vase tunicate), 1393 nucleotides long. NCBI's taxonomy places the organism in Eukaryota, Metazoa, Chordata, Ascidiacea, Phlebobranchia, Cionidae. The record is from RefSeq.